Cyclopterus lumpus (lumpfish) is the source of this 4424-nucleotide messenger RNA. RefSeq names its product Rho GTPase activating protein 24 (gene arhgap24). Gene Ontology annotation, biological process: negative regulation of Rac protein signal transduction; signal transduction; wound healing, spreading of epidermal cells. NCBI's taxonomy places the organism in Eukaryota, Metazoa, Chordata, Actinopteri, Perciformes, Cyclopteridae. Gene Ontology annotation, cellular component: focal adhesion. The record is from RefSeq and is a predicted model, not a curated record. The coding region runs from base 174 to 2594 and encodes 806 amino acids. Gene Ontology annotation, molecular function: GTPase activator activity. The transcript is spliced from 10 exons.
AGCAGCAGCAGAAGGAGCAGCUGAGCUGGAGUGCAACUUCAGCUCGUGUGUUACCAGGAUCUAUGUUGACUGAUUACCUGACACUGGAUUGGAUACCACCGGUGUGCAUCACCACACGUCAGAGCUGAGGGAUUCAACAAGGCUGUGUAUUUGAAAAGAUUAGUGUCGCUGCAAUGGACGACCAGUGUGUGUCCCACGGCAGCCCCCAGCGCAGUGGAGGUCCGGCCAGCACAGAGACCCAGAGGCCGAGUGUCAUCAGGUGUGGGUGGCUCAGGAAGCAAGGGGGUUUCGUCAAGACAUGGCACAGUCGCUGGUUUGUUCUGCGAGGGGACCAGCUCAACUAUUACAAAGACGAGGAGGAGUCCAAGGUCCUGGGAGCCAUUUUCUUACCUGGAAACAAAGUUACAGAGCAUCCAACCAGCGGCGAUGAAGGGGGGAAAUUUCUCUUCGAGGUCAUUCCAGGGGGAGACAGAGAGCGGAUGACAGCCAACCAUGAGACCUACCUUCUUAUGGCCAGCACCCAGAAUGACAUGGAGGACUGGGUGAAGACGAUCCGCAGGGUCAUCUGGGCCCCUUUUGGUGGAGGGAUCUUCGGUCAGAAGUUGGAGGAAACCGUGCGCUAUGAGCGGCGGUUCGGGAACAAGCUUGCCCCCAUGCUGGUGGAGCAGUGUGUGGACUUCAUUCGGCAGUGGGGCCUCAGGGAGGAGGGCCUCUUCAGGAUGCCCGGACAGGCCAACCUGGUCAAAGAGCUGCAGGAUGCCUUCGACUGUGGAGAAAAACCUUCUUUUGAUUGUAACACAGAUGUGCAUACAGUGGCCUCUCUGCUGAAGCUGUAUCUCAGAGAGCUGCCGGAGCCGGUCGUCCCCUUCCACAAGUAUGACGACUUUCUGGCCUGCACCAACCUGAUCGGAAAAGAUGAUGAAAUGGGUAUAAAGGAGUUGAGAAAGCUUGUGGAAAAUCUACCUCCAGUGAACUACAACCUUCUCAAGUACAUCUGCAGAUUUCUAGAUGAAGUCCAGUCGUAUUCAGGAGUGAAUAAAAUGAGCGUCCAAAACUUGGCCACAGUCUUUGGGCCAAAUAUCCUGAGGCCGAAGGUCGAGGAUCCAGUCGCUAUCAUGGAAGGUACGGUUCUGGUCCAGCAGCUCAUGGCCGUUUUGAUCGGCCGCCACGACGUGCUUUUCCCUCUGGAUGAGGACAGCCCCACGGCCCUCGAGCUUGUCAACAACAACAUCGAGCUGCGGCGGCGACAAGGCGCCGCAGCUCCCUCCGCCAACACCACGGUGUCUCAAAACGCCGAGAAUAACAACACGCAGGUGGUGCGGCAGUGCGUUUGGGAAGCACCCGAGUCUCCCUCGCACCGCCAGCACGUGGACAACAGUGGCUCCCCGCGGUCGGCAAGCCCUCGCAAUGGCGUCAUGGGGCGCUUUGACAUCACCCGCAGUCCACCACUGACUGUCAAAAAGAACCCGGCGUUCAGCAAAGGCAGUGGGAUUGUUACAAACGGCUCCUUCAGCUCCUCGCCCUCUUCAGACCCCAGUCAAGAAAAGAGCCCGACGUUGAACGGUGGUGGGUGUUUGACGGUGCGGCGUACUGGGACGCUCAAGGGCUCCGGCACAAAAAUGGGCACCAGUGGCGUGAUGGGUGGAAGCGGCUCUGGAGGGAACGGGACUGGAGUUGUGCGCAUGGGCAUCUCCAGCACCGAUGUGGUCACGGGGGGUGUGAACAGCCGCAAUGGUCUCUGGGUACCGAAUGGCUGCGUGACGUUACGCGAGAACAGCAAAGCGCGCGACUGCUCCCACGGGGAUCAAACGUCCAACCAGAACCGUCUCUCCACGUAUGACAACGUCCAGUUAAACCAUCAAAACCUGCAGCAGCAGAACCACAUCACCAACACAUGUCUGAACAGCAGCCACGAGGACAAGCAGAGCGUGGACAGCGCCACCUGGUCCACGUCCUCCUGUGAAAUCUCUCUGCCCGACAACUCCACUUCCUGUCGCUCCUCCACUACUACCUGCCCUGAGCAGGACUUCUACGGAGCUCACUAUGAGGACCUGGAUGGACCAGCACAGGACAUUGAGUGCCCGCAGUCCAGUGGAGGAGGAGGAGAAGAAGGAGAAGGGGAAGGGGAGGGGGAGGGCAGAAACGGCAACAGAGAAGGCAGUGGAGGUGGAGCAGGAAGGAGCAGUCAGGGGACCAGCAGUAGUAAUAACAGUGACGGUUACUCUGUUGGCAAUGGACCCAGCAGUCACAGUGCUCUGCACAGUUUAGUGGCCAGUCUUAAACAGGAGAUGCACAAGCAGAAGACCGAGUACGAGGCCAGAAUAAAGAGCUUGGAGCAGCGCAACUUGGAGCUGGAGACGGAGAUGGUGGGCCUCCACGAAGAGCUGGACCAGGAGAGGAAGAAGUACACCAUGGCGGAGAUCAAGCUGCGCAACGCCGAGCGGGCCAAGGACGACGCCGAGCGGCGGAAUCAGAUACUGCAGAAGGAGAUGGAGCAGUUUUUCUCCACGUUUAGUGACCUCACUGCGACUGGCAACACCCCGGCCGCCGACCCUCGCCGACCUGAUCGUAACAACACCAUCUGGAUACAGUGAAGGAAGGCGGGGAAACGCCAGCCCAAGACUGGAAAUGGUUUAUUAUAUGACAUAUCGAGGGCUCCAAACCGGAUUUGGUGGUUGAGGGGAAAGUCGGAAAGUCGCAUUGCAGAGGUUAACGCCAUGUUUUAAUUUAAGUAAUAGGAGGUCAAGGUCUAAUGCAAGGCACCUGUAUAAAUGAAGACAUCACCUGGAGUGAUGCCAGACUGAUAAUAUCUGUAAAUACAGCAUUAUUUAAACAGCUCGCAGACACACUCCAACUCAGAAACCGGUGGUAAUCACAGUACAUUAUGGUCUAUGAUGAUACACAGUAAUCUAGUUAUUUUUACUUUAGCUCCUUGAGCCAUAUAGGGGGAAGGUAAAAUGUUGACUGGUUGUUUUGAGCAAAAACACAACAACCUGUAAACGCAUUAGGACCAUGCAAAACUCAUAAUUCACUUUUAAAAUCUAACCAAAAACAUUGUAUUGUUCUAUGUAAUUCUGUAUCUGCUCAUGUACAUAUUGGGGAAACAAUGCGGAAAAAACAGUCAUAUAUGUAUGUAAAAAGAAAGAAAAAAAAAAUGUAAGUAAUACUUAAAUGUUUAUCUGGUAUUUAAGCAACGUUAUCAAUGUGCGAUAUUUUAUAUUAAGAUUUCUCCUUGCACUUACAUGUUGGUUAAGUGAAGGUGGUACUAAAUGUUCUGUCGGUCAAUGUGUGUACCAUUUAACAUAUACUGUUUACGUGCCUGUGCUUCUGUGCUGUUUUAAUUUACCCCAUGACCAAAAAAGAGCCUGUAAUGUAAAUAUUUUAUAGAUAUUCGUAGACACUACUUGUCAGUCCGCGCUGUGGUGUGACGCAUAUACAGAUGGGUAUGGCAUGUAUUGAGUUGAUACGGAUUUAGGAAUGUUUUGUAGCUUGUAACGAUACAUUUUAAGACUUGCACGCUGAGUCAUUGGCACAAACCCCCGAUAAAAUAAAAUGAGUACAUUUUGAAUUUCAGUCGACAAAUUGUCCCGCUCCCUCUUAACAGGUGUGUAGCUGCCAUCUUUCUUUGACUGCUCUUGGGAAUUACACGUCACGGUCUACCUCUGAGCAUACGAGAUGUAAGUUUUAAAAAUAGUCACCCAUCGUCUUCUGACAAUUUAUCCACCUGACACAAACAGGUUUUCAUUCUAAAGUAGCAGAGAAUAACAAGCUGCAGCAGCAGAGUACCAACUCAAGAGUUGUGUUUGUGGGUCAUAACUGUGAAAAAGAAAGUGGAGUACAGCAUCAAAGUGUGAUUAAUGUUGAGGACAUCAAAAGCCUGUUGGCUAGAUUCAGUAGCACGUAUUGUGUGCAUGAUGGUGCUUGAGUCCGUGCGGGCCGAUGUUUAAUAAGUGAAUGUCUGUAACGUGACUGCAUAUUGUUGAAGUCUUUAUGAGUGUAUUUAUGUAGCUUUAAGCCAAAUGCACACACGCGGUGUGGGUUUGCUGAUGGGUACAAAACAUCUUGAGUACAGACCUGAGCUGUAUGCUGGCUACUCUUCCUCUGAAGACCAGGUCCCAUUUAAACCUGCUGCUGGUCAGUGCAGGACAUCUGGAAUGUGCACAUGAAGGGGGGAAGAAGUGCCUGAACAACGGAAGGAGGGAAAGGGGAGCCUGCGCUUCUCAAUUUGCACCCUCCACCGGGAAAUAAUAGGCUUAAGCCGAGCUGACAGCGGCACCUAGUUCUGUGAGUUCAACACAAAAGAGCAGAUUAUGGACGCAGGACCGGAGGGAGAAGGGGACUGGGUUAGUGGAAUAUUUUCAUGACAUGAUACUUGAGACACAAAAAAGAACAAAUUAUGAAUUAAAAAAAGCAUUUUUAGUUGA